Molecule: messenger RNA, 1230 nt
Organism: Phialemonium atrogriseum
Lineage: Eukaryota; Fungi; Ascomycota; Sordariomycetes; Cephalothecales; Cephalothecaceae
Exons: 1
Coding region: 96-785 (229 amino acids)
Source: RefSeq, a predicted model, not a curated record
ACUCGGGCACCUGCGAGCCCGAAUUUACCCCAUCCGGCGCCUUUGAAUGCGACAGAGUAACAGAGGAGGCAGGCUGAUAAGAAAAAGCAUCCCCCAUGGGCUCGCCAUUACUCGUUUGCCCGAAGUUGUACACCAUCAACGUCCGACGACCGAGGAUAAUGAUGAUCUCGCCUUCACCUUCGUUAUCGAAAGGCCUUGGCCAGCACCACAACCAGGACCUUGCUCUCCAGGAGUACUACCUCUUGCAAGAGCAGCACGAAACUCUCCGCCAACACCUCGAAGAGCUGCGGCCACUACGUGCUUCUAUGCCGGCCAUCAGCAACACUACACCGAGCAGCCCGGCUGCCUCGCCUCCCCUGGUCCCGUUCAAGCCCUUCACGAACGGCCAAACAUCACCAUACCACCACGCUCGCCGCUCCUCCCUGUCUGUAGAACCAUGCAGGCGGUUUUCCCUUGGCGGACAGCAGCAAGCAGAAUGUGGACUCGUCGCAUUGGGACUUGAGGCCGACUUCGACAUGUCAAUGGCUACCGGGCUCGCGGCGGAGGAAGCGAAGCUUUUUGACGUCAAUGAAGGCAUCAAGCGAACGCUGACGGAGCUGCUGAAUUGCAAGGCCGUGCGAUCGGACCGGUCAUUCAGGACUUGGGUCCAGCGCCGGCUGCUGGACGCCGAGAAGGAACUCCGGAGCGGAAGGCGGAGACGCGGCGCGAACCGAAGCCGCGAGGGCAGCGAGCAAUGGAGUCCCGGCCGGCCUCCUCUCAUUCUGGAGUGCUCAGGGGGACACUGACGAGUCCACAUUGUUGUUGUAAUUCUGGCUUGGCGUUCGGGGCGCUACCUACCUUCUCCGGCUUUUCUUUUUCUCCUGGCCUAGGAGUCACGGUUUUGGCGGCGAGCUGGAGCAUCAGACGGGCAUCACUCAUCGGAUACGGCGAAUGGCUGGGCACUCUGUUGCACCGGGAAACGGCGUUUGGCUUCUUUCCAUGUGGAUGGAUAUCGCAUGUCAAUACGUAUAUAUUACCCUGCACUAUUUUAUAUAAUAUGAUGAUAAUGACCUGAUCUGACCAAGAAUGAAUGGGACCUUGUUUGCGUCACAAUUCGUGAAAUUGUGGUGAUGUCUGGGACCUGGACCCACUGUUUAGAUCGGCCGUUUCUCUGUGGGAAAAAGUCACAUGCUUAGUCACGAGAUCACGGUCCUAACUUUUUAUCUGCCUCCGUUAUUUGCGGGACGGCAU